AUGACAGACGAUUAUUCAGUAUCAGAAGGAUUAAUCCAUCUUGUUCUCAGUAUUAAUAAUGGUGCUGCUGAAGGAACAGGAAUUAUGCCUCUAGUGGGGUUUGCUCAAAAUUUGAUAGGAAAGAAAUUACCUGCUGAACUCAUAUCUUACAAUGUUGACACAUUGAACAAUCUUUUUGGAGGUUAUCCAACACAUGCUGAUUUGGCCCCAUCAAUUGUAUUCACAGUAUUAUUUGGAGUCUUUACAAUUGUUCACACAAUCAUUCUUUGCAUCAACACAUCAAGGGGUCAUUAUUUUUACCUUUCAUAUGUAUGGAUAUUUUACAGUAUUAUGAAAUUUCUUGGGUUUCUUUUAAGAGCAGUAUGGGCGACUGAUAUACUCAAGAUCAAAUGUGGAUUGACAUCUGAAGUUUUCCUUAUUGUUUCAACAUUCGUUAUGGUAUCCGCAAACUUGAUAUUAGCUCAACGCUUGUUUACUUGGAGACAUCCUGUUGGAGGCUCAAGGAAAUUAUUUUGGGGAUUCAUGUUUGCUACAUAUGGGAUGGUUUUGGUAGUUGUUGCAAUCACAAUAUUGGCAUCGUUUGUACCUUAUUUAUACUUCUUGAGUGAGAAGUCAUACAAGUCGUGGAUAAAAGUAGUCCAAUUUACUGCGGUGUUAAUUUUAGCAUACUGUUUUACCUCCGUGGCAUUGAUUGGUUUGUCAUUUUGGCUACCCACUAAGAAAGAUGAGAACAGGUAUACUUAUCAACCGUGGUGGGUUGAAAGUUUUGCACCCUUUUAUUUUGUGAAAAAGGGAGCAGCACAGGAAGCAGAAGCAACAUUUAUGAAACGAAACUCCAACCACAGACACGCUACCCGUGUUAUUGCUGCAACUCACCAUCAUUUUAAAAUGGUGAAAGGAUUGUCUAAUCAGAGAGGUGACCUCAAACAUAAUGUGUCUAUGGGAUUAUUAAUCGUCUCUACAAUAUUGAUUUUAUUUUGUUCAAUAGUCAGAGCAAUAGUCGUAUUCCAAGCAAGAAGACACAAAGUUUCUUCUUCUGCUGAAAGUGUUUGGUUUGGAUACGUAUGUUGGGGAGUAUUUGAAAGCAUAAUCAGUAUCCUUUACAUUGUUUUCAGAGUCGAUCUUAGAUUUUAUCGUCCUGAUAUAUUACCAGCAGCAGUUAGAGCUAUCAUCACCGCCCAACAAUCAUACUACCCUUCAGACAAUGAAAGUGAUGAAAACGAUGAUGACUGCUAUAAACCUGAAAUGGUUGAUAUUCCCCACCCACAACGACAACAAUACCAGAACCAGCAUGUAUAUGGUAAACACAUUACUGGAUUUAGAGAGGAUGAAAAGCUGGUUCUUGAUGAAGAAGAAUUUGAUGAUAUUGACUUAAAUGAAUGGGAUUUUGGAGAAGUCAAAAAAGACAUAACUAAUACAAGUUCGGAUCAAUCUUUUGUCAACAGUUCUUCUAAAUGGGAGAAGAAAACAAGCCCACCAACCCAAACUCAAAGCAGCAAAUCUAUCAAAUUUCCAAAUGAAAAGCUAUCAGACAUGGAAUUUCAAUUUUAA
This is a messenger RNA of Candida dubliniensis CD36, 1551 nucleotides long. RefSeq lists its product as uncharacterized. The transcript has a single exon. The record is from RefSeq and is a predicted model, not a curated record. NCBI's taxonomy places the organism in Eukaryota, Fungi, Ascomycota, Pichiomycetes, Serinales, Debaryomycetaceae. Bases 1 to 1551 code for a protein of 516 amino acids.